This is a messenger RNA of Blumeria graminis f. sp. triticale, 1599 nucleotides long. Lineage: Eukaryota; Fungi; Ascomycota; Leotiomycetes; Helotiales; Erysiphaceae. The record is from the annotation of a GenBank genome assembly.
AUGAUGUCUGUCGAAAAACUCAUUUUCCCUGAAAACAACAGAAAUCUUGAAGAAAACCGAGACCAAGCCAAAAUCGUUUCUGUAUAUGAGCCAAAAGAUAUGACAAAAAGAGGCAAUGAGCCAGGUCCAUGUUUUCCUCCAGCAGUCGCUCGGAAAUCUAUAUGCGAAACAGGACCCGGAGAAUUUUCUGAAAUUUCGUCUAAUCAUGAGAAUGAAGAAUUAGCUAACAUUAAAUACCUCCCUAUAGCUACGAAUGUUACUACAACGAUUAACUCGCGUCUUUCACCUUCACCGAUACAAAAUAAUAAAACUGAAACCCCGGAAACGCAGCAAUCUGCCAGCUCUGGUGAUCUUAAAGCUUCAGCUCAACAAGCAAACGACCUUAGAAAUAUCGUUAGAAGAAAGUUAACAGGGUAUGUGGGGUUUGCAAAUCUACCUAACCAGUGGCACCGCAAAAGCGUACGAAAAGGAUUUCAUUUCAAUGUUAUGGUCGUCGGUGAAUGCGGGCUGGGUAAAUCGACAUUAGUGAAUACAUUAUUCAACACCUCCCUAUAUCCCCCACGAGAACGUAAAGGUCCCAGCCUCGACAUAAUUCCAAAAACGGUUUCUAUACAGUCAAUAAGUGCUGAUAUAGAAGAGAAUGGAGUCCGUUUACGGUUGACUGUGGUUGACACACCUGGCUUUGGUGACUUUGUUAAUAAUGAUGAAUCGUGGAGACCAAUCAUUGAUAAUAUUGAACAGCGUUUUGACGCGUACUUGGACGCUGAGAAUAAAGUAAAUCGAAUGAAUAUUGUCGAUAAUCGUGUUCACGCAUGCGUUUACUUCAUACAACCAACAGGCCACGCCUUGAAGCCUCUUGACAUCGAGGUUAUGCGGAGAUUGCAUACCAAGGUCAAUUUGAUCCCAGUCAUAGCCAAAGCUGAUACCCUCACUGAUGAAGAAAUCGGGGCAUUUAAAUCCAGAAUUUUAGCAGAUAUUAAACAUCACGAUAUCCAGAUUUUUGAGGGUCCACGAUAUGAGUUAGAUGAUGAGGAGACUAUUGCGGAAAACAAUGAAAUUAUGUCGAAAGUGCCUUUUGCUGUUGUAGGGGCAAACUCAGAAAUAGACAGCCCUGACGGACGCAAGGUUCGCGGGCGAAGUUACCCUUGGGGUGUCAUUGAAGUAGAUAAUGAAGAACAUUGUGACUUCGUAAAAUUACGACAAAUGCUAAUUCGCACGCACAUGGAGGAGCUAAAAGAGCAUACAAACAACGCCCUCUACGAAAACUAUCGUUCUGAAAAGCUUACCGGAAUGGGAGUUGCUCAAGAUCCAAGUGUGUUCAAGGAAGUUAAUCCAGCUGUAAAGCAAGAAGAAGAGCGCACUUUGCACGAGCAAAAACUAUCCAAGAUGGAAAGCGAAAUGAAGAUGGUAUUCCAACAAAAAGUUGCAGAAAAAGAAAGCAAAUUGAAACAGAGCGAGGAGGAAUUGUAUGCACGUCAUCGUGAGAUGAAAGAACAAUUGGAGCGUCAACGAAUUGAACUAGAAGAGAAGAAAUCUAGAAUCGAAAGUGGCCGACCUUUAGAGGAGAAAGGGAAAAGGAAAGGAUUCUCUCUCCGCUGA